Molecule: messenger RNA, 858 nt
Organism: Panicum hallii
Lineage: Eukaryota; Viridiplantae; Streptophyta; Magnoliopsida; Poales; Poaceae
Product: ethylene-responsive transcription factor 3-like
Exons: 1
Coding region: 1-858 (285 amino acids)
Biological process (GO): regulation of DNA-templated transcription
Molecular function (GO): DNA binding; DNA-binding transcription factor activity
Source: RefSeq, a predicted model, not a curated record
AUGGAGGACGCGGCCAACGUGCACCUCUACGCCCACGCUCACCACCUCCAUCGGAGCAAGCGCCCGCCGGCCGCGAUCAUGGACGAGGACGCCGACGGCGACGCGCUGCCCAAGGGGGCGCGGUACCGCGGCGUGCGGCGCCGGCCGUGGGGCCGGUUCGCGGCGGAGAUCCGGGACCCCAUGUCCAAGGAGCGGCGGUGGCUCGGCACCUUCGACACCGCCGAGCAGGCCGCCUGCGCCUACGACGUCGCCGCUCGCGCCAUGCGCGGCAACAAGGCGCGCACCAACUUCCCCGGGCACGUCGCCGCCGCGAGCUACUGGCCGUGGGGCGCGCCGCCGCCGGCCGCGCACACGCGCAACCCCUUCCUCCUGCACAACCUCAUCAUGAGCUCCUCCCCGCACCACGGCCUCCGCCUGCUCCACCACGCGGGCCACGGCCACGUCGUCAGCCCCGCACCCUCCAGACCGCCGGCGCCGGACGCCGCGGCCGUGCCGGCGCCGUCCCCUGUCUCCCCGCCUCCCGGAGCACCGGACGACGAGGACGUGGACGACUGGGGCGACCUCAUGCGGGGCGAGCCCGCGGACGCGGGGCUGCUGCAGGACGCGCUGCACGGCUUCUACCCUGCGGGCGCGCGACCGCGCGGCGGCGCCAGCCGCAACCUGGCCGCUGGCGCCGGCGGCAGGGCGGCCGUGCCGAUAAAGCAGGAGAGGCACGGGGAGUUCAUCGACGUCUACGACGAGGAGGGCGAGUACCCGAUGAUGCCGCAGGGCCUGCUCGGGGACGUGAUCCAGUACCCGGCGUUCGUGGAGGUCGUGGCGGCGCCGUCCGCCCCGACGCGCCGCGGCCGCAGGGGCUGA